Molecule: messenger RNA, 1041 nt
Organism: Eruca vesicaria subsp. sativa (arugula)
Lineage: Eukaryota; Viridiplantae; Streptophyta; Magnoliopsida; Brassicales; Brassicaceae
Source: the annotation of a GenBank genome assembly
AUGUCUCAAUCCAUUCUUCUGCGGAGUAGUGAAGAAUAUGCAUCCCUAGAACUGAAAGUUCGUGGUCUCUUCAAUCUCGGACGUGAAGUACCACUUGUUGUAACGUUCCAGCUCCCACAAUGGAUGGUUGAGACGUAUGGUGAAGCAGUUCCCCCUCAUACCCUUCGGACAAACGGGGACAUUGACAUGCUGCUCAGCGUCCACGAGUGGAACAUAGAGCCAAAACUAUGUAUAGUGUUUGGUGUUCGAGAAGUUGCCAAGUACCACUACAUAUGCAGGAGUCCAUUUACUAUAGUUCGCCGGACCUAUCUUGGAGAAGGUGUCACCGAAGAACAGCACCUUGCAACGAUAAAUGUGAGGGACGAAUUACGUGAAGAAGUCAUUAGUGAGUUUAAUGACCCAGAAAAACUGAUGCUUAUGUAUCGAUUUUCCAUGGAAGUUGAGAAAGCGAGAAACUCUCUAGACCUGAAUGUUGACGUGGAGCCUAACAUGGAUGAUCACAUUGUCCUUAAUGUGGACAAUCCUUCCGUCGUGAACCAGCCGACAGCAGAUGGCUAUCAAUUUAAUGGGAUGGGCGGGUUUAUGGGAACUCCUCCUGUUACAGUGUUGAGAAAUACUUAUGCACCAUCACCGUACGGCGGAGUUAUGUUUGUAUACGUUCCACAUGAUGAAACUCCUUACUGGGAGAUGAGACACGGGAUUUAUGGGGUUCCUGGCUCCGAAUUUACUGGUUAUCUACCCAACGAUCUCAGCAUAGUAAAUUCGGAUGACCAGCAAAUCCCCCAACACCAAAUUUCGCUCGAUGUAUCUUCCACCGCCUCAUCAACUGAGCUCAACACCGGAGUUGAACUAAGAUGUCCUAUUACCAACUCUACAAUCGGAACAGGAUACAAAUAUGGUGAAAGCUCCAGACGGGUGAUUGGAGAGGAAGACAUAAAGGGUGAGGUGCAAGAUAUGACUGAUAUGACAAGUCAGGGUGCGCAGAGGAAUGCAAAUGAUGUGGGUGAUGGAACUCGUGGUGGUGAACAUGGAGGCAAGUAA